AGUAAGGUGGACGGAGGAGAAAGUUCCACGGUGUUUGGGGGGAGACGUUACUGCAGCUAAGCUGCGCCCCCAACGUGAUGGUGACAUCAUCACAAGUCCUACAUCUCCAGAAUCUAGCAGUCCAGGCCAGGGGAGGAGACAGAGGAAGGUUCUCCUGCUAAAGAUGCACCAGUUGCCUUCAUCCACGGUUCGUCUGCUGUCUAGCUCCCAAGUGAUAACAGCGGUGGUCAGUGUUGUUAAAGAACUUGUAGAGAAUUCAUUAGAUGCAUUCGCCUCAAAUAUUGAAGUGAGACUGGAAAACUUUGGCUUUGAUAAGAUUGAAGUACGGGACAAUGGGAUUGGCAUUAAAGCAUCAGAUACUCCUGUCAUGGGCAUCAGGCAUUAUACAUCUAAAAUAUGCAGCCAUGAGGAUUUAGAAACAUUACAAACGUAUGGAUUUCGUGGUGAAGCCUUGGGCUCCAUCUGCUCCAUUGCUGAGGUACACAUAGCAACAAAGACAGCCAAUGACUCUAUAAGUACUCUGUAUAGUUUGGAUAAUAAUGGACAUGUUGUGUUUCAGAAGCCAUCACACCUUGGGCAAGGCACUACAGUCUCUGUAAUGAAAUUAUUUAAAAAUUUGCCAGUUAGAAAGCAGUAUUAUUCCACUGCAAAAAAAUGCAAAGAAGAGCUUAAGAAGAUUCAGAAUCUACUCAUUAACUUUGGACUUAUUAAACCAGAUAUUAGGAUUGUUCUUGUACACAAUAAGGAGGUACUAUGGCAAAAAAAUAAGGUAUCAGACCAUAAAAUGGCCCUCAUUUCUGUCUUGGGAACUACGGUCAUGAAUGCAAUGAAACCUAUUCAGCACCAUUGUAAAGAUCCAGAGUUACUUAUUAAUGGAUACCUUCCAAUACCAGAAGCAGACAGAAUGCUAACUAGUGUCCAUGGUCCAGAAAAGAGUUUUAUCUUCAUAAACCAGCGCCCGGUUCAUCAUAAAGACAUAUUAAAGGUGGUUCGUAUGUAUUAUAAUCAAAACAAGGAUUCUUCUCGCUGCUAUCCAAUUUUUUUCUUGAAUAUUGUUGUUCCAGCCUCAUCUGUUGAUGUUAAUGUAACACCAGAUAAAACACAAGUGUUGCUACACAAUAAGGAUUUGGUUCUUGAAGCUGUGGAGAAUGUGUUAAAAUCUGUGUAUCCUGAUCCAGUAACUAUGUCAAUUCACAAACCUGAUGCACAGCCUGAUUACAUGCAUUCUUCAAGUGCAGAAAAGCACAAUAUAAUGAAUACUAAAAAUGAGGAUGGAGAAAAACUAAAUGUGUCCUCGCUUUCACAAAAUAGUAACAAUUGUGAGAGUGAGAUGCAAUCACAUGUGUAUUUAGAACAUCAGUUAUCCAGCCACAAUAAAUCACUGAAAACUGACUUGGAGCAGGUUGCUGGAAAAGAAUCUUCUGCGGUACAUAACCUUAGUUCUUCAUCAGAUCAGAGUGAAUAUACUUUCAAAGGAAACCAGAAACAUGUGGAAAUUGGUCCUUAUGCUGUCACUCAGACUUCAGAAAUACAAGCAAUGAAAAAUACAAUGUCCACUGCUAAUCUUACAAUAACUAAUGAUUCUUGGAGCAGAGGGAAUGCUUUCAGAAACUCUACAGAAAUAGAUAUACAGCCAGUAACAGUAUUGUGUCCUUCAGCUGUCAGCCAUGGUGGUGAAAAGUCAAAUGAAACUGCCCUGGAUAAAAGUUGUAAUGUAAAGAAAGACCAGAAAACAACAAAUUUUAUAACUGAAAAAUAUGGAUUUGUAACUGCUUAUGAUCUCAUGAACAAUCAAGUGAUUAGAAAACAUGUUUCGGCAAUAGAUAUAUUUACUCAGGAACAUAGAGAUAAGUUUCUCAAUGACAGUCCAAAGGUUCCACUUGAUGAAGUUCCUUCUGUUAUUUUGGAACUAUGGGAUAAACUUAGUGAAGAAGACAAAUUCAGAUAUGAAGAAAAGGCAGCUAAAGACAUGCAGAGAUACAAGAUGCAUACUGUAAAAGCUACAAAAGAAACAGUACAAAUGGCCAAAGUAUCAGGCAAAAAAAUUAAACUAACGUUAGACAAAACCCCUGCUCAAAAAAUCAAACUGCAAGCCCCAAUGUCUAAUCAGCAAAUUUUGAAUAAAUUGUUUUAUUCUCAAGUGGAGAAGAAAGUUGAAGAGCCAGCCAAUAAAACUAUUAAAAUAGAUUUUAGCUUGUACAAUCUCAAGAAACAGCUUUACAAACUUGGAAGAAAAGAAAUAGAUUUUGAAGAAAUUACCUUAAUGAGUAAACUGAAUCUACCUGGAGCUUGGAUUGCAGCAUCAAAGAAUGGCAUAGCUUUACUUAACCCUUAUAGAGUGGAAGAAGCAUUACUCUAUAAACGCCUUGUGGAAAACCAUAAAAUUCCUGUGGAAAAAUUAGAUGUGCCCAUUGUAUUAACUGAUAGAUUGAUUGGAGGAUCAGAGUAUUUUACAGCUUUACUAAAUAUGCAAAAAGAUACUCCAGGAUUGAAUGGACAUACUUACUUUUCAGAUGUAAGACUCACAAAUAAUGGAUUUCACAUAAAAAUGAUACCAGGAUCAUCAACAUUUGUCAACCACGUUGAGAUUGAAAGUAUGAAUAGAAAUAUGCCCUUUUACGGAAUAUCUGAUCUGAAGGAAGUUAUAAGCUUUGUAAUGAAUAAAAAAACAAACCUAUGUGAGUGUAGGCCUCUGAAAGUUCUGAAUUAUUUAGAGGGGGAAGCUGUACGCUUAGCUAGACAACUGCCCCUAAAUCUGUCAAAAGAUGAUGUCCAGGACACCAUGCUUCGUAUGAAAGAACAGCUCACUGGUAACCAAAAAGAAUGUAUCCAUGGUCGGCCUUUUUUCCAUCACCUCUCGGACAUUCCUAAAUCAGAUGACUAACUGUUUGUUCGACUUUAUUAUAUAAAAUGUAUGUUUAUAAAGUAUAGCUGUAAUAUGCACAUGGAUAUUCAGCUUACUGUGUAAAAGUUGUGAUAUACAGUAUAUAUAAUGCACCAGUGAUGUUUUCAAAAAAGGAUUUAUCCAGGUUUUGAUUAAUAUUGCAAAAUAAUUAGGAAAAACUUACAGUGAAGAAAAAAGAAAUUUUGCUCACUAACAAAGAAAUGAUCAGUCUAUAAUUUUGGUAGGUCUAUUUGAACAAUAACAACAAAAAAACAAACCGAUAAAAAUGUUUCAAGUUAAGAAUUUAUAUGCAUUGUACUUAUUGCAUUUACAUAGUGAAAUAAGUAUUUGAUCCAGACAGAUUUCUGGCUCCCAGUUGUCUUUUAUACAGGUAACAAGCUAAGAUUAGGAGCCCUCUCAUUCUGAUGUUCAUUUGGCAAUCUUCAGAUGGGCCUGUACAUGUUUUUUCUUGAGCACAGGGACAUUGGGGGACAUGUAUCAAAGAUUUUACCCCUGUUUUGUGUGUAUUUUUUUGCGCAAAAUUUUGCGCAAGCCCUUUAUUUUGCGCAUUUUUUGCGCACGUUUUGGUAGAGCAUGUCCUCCAGAUGUGGCUGAAUCAGGGUACCUUGGAAUGACAUCUAUAGUACACAUGGAUUUAUUACCUGCGUUCUUUUCCUUUGCACCAAAAAUUUUGACGCAAGUGCGUCUUUUUCCCCAUAAAUAUAAGCCAACUUUAACUGCACGUAGCAAUCCUUUCUAUUUCUGAAGGAAAGUUCUACUAAGGAACCACCAGAAUGUUUUUACUUUCCUAUCUCAAUUCCUCAUUUGGUUUGCUUUAUAUUUUUACUCCUUGGUUAUUCCAAAGCACUUUUAAAAUAAUUUGCAUAUAGAAUAUUUGUUUACAGUUCAGUUAUUCAUUAGAUCACUUGGAUAUUGGUAUUGUUAUUUUAUGAUUCAACAAUUUAAUACAUUUACAUAGGAAAUGUUUGAUAACUUAUCAUUGAACAAGAUCCGUCACAUUAAAAUAGCUUUGUAAUUCACUUAAUACUGUAGAUCAUUCUCCUUUUAUUUUUACAAUUUAAUGCUUUCCGUUAUACUUUUCCCCAGCGCCCGGUAAGAUGGUGGCUAUCACUGAUAGCCAGCCAGCCUUUGGCUUUCUGGGCAUGCUGGGAGUUGCAGUUUUGCAACAUCUGGAGGGCCACAGUUU
Messenger RNA from Hyla sarda, 4091 nucleotides. It is a transcript of the gene PMS1, whose product is annotated as PMS1 homolog 1, mismatch repair system component. Gene Ontology annotation, molecular function: ATP hydrolysis activity; ATP binding; ATP-dependent DNA damage sensor activity. Gene Ontology annotation, cellular component: MutLalpha complex. Bases 164 to 2884 code for a protein of 906 amino acids. Gene Ontology annotation, biological process: mismatch repair. The transcript is spliced from 14 exons. The record is from RefSeq and is a predicted model, not a curated record. Lineage: Eukaryota; Metazoa; Chordata; Amphibia; Anura; Hylidae.